CCAGACCCGGGAUCGAACCCGGGCCACCGCCGUAGGAAGCCAGUGACUAACCGCUUAAGCUAUGGCGUGGCCCGUAUAACAGGUAAAUUCAGUAUUGUUGCAGUAUUGCUUACGAAGUUUUACGAUUUUGUAUUAUCUAAUUUGAAAUAAUUUUAGGCAUGCAUGGUCUGGAAAUUUGCUGUGUGAGAAGUUCAUAAAUGUGUGAUCUUGUCACAAAAUACAGUUAUUGUACUAUGUUUUAAAGGUAUUUGAAAUUCAGGCAAACUUGUCAAAACUCUUGGAAGUGUAAGGAAACUAGUCUUACAUCAGACUUUGCAAUUUGCACUACAAAUUUUGCAACUGAAAUUGACCGAAACUGAUAUUGAUUGAAAUUUGUAUAAGGCAAAAAAUGAACCAAAUUAAUCAAAAGUGUCACAGUAUUUUAUAUUUAUGUUGUCAUCCUCCCUAAUGUAUAUGCAGACGAGUAAUUAGUCCUACAAAUCUCCAGAAAUUUCAAGCCUGUCUGGUGUGCACUGAUUAUGUGGAUUGCUGUGUAUAUAACAACCUUUCUGCAGUAGUGCCUGAAGGUUAACAUUGUUAAUAUUAAGCCUUCCAUGUGACGCAAUCUGGAGGUUAUUUUGUUUAUCUCAAAUAUUAUAAUGAAACUUCUUAUGAUCACUAUUAUCCUCCCAUAUCAUUCUUCCACGAGGUAUCAGCACCAAGAUGACAAUCGUUACUGUUCUUUACAGUCACUGGCAAUUUUCCACACAUACAGUGAUGUAUAACUUCCAAAGCUGAUACACCACUCUUAAACAACUAAAACAUGAAUCAGUCAAACAGCCAAGCAUCUUUCUUACACUUUAUCAUCAUGAACAACAUGAAAUAGGGAUAACAUUUGCAGACUCAUGAUGAUAAAAGGAGUUUACUUCAGUUCUUUAUAGUUUUCCUCAGUAAUUCUAGGUGAAUGUUGGGUUAGUACCUUAAGCUAUCGCUACUUAAUAAUGUUGAUGCUCCAUUUCUUAUCGCAUUUGUUGUUGUGCAACCCCUACACUUAAAAGAACAUUACUAACCAAAGAUUCAGACAACUAACCUUUCAUUUUCAUGAAAAACUUGGUGAGAACAAUAUUUGCUGACCCAUGACAGAAUUGUUUUCUUCUUGCUGUAAUUGUUCUCCCAGAUUCACACCCUGAGAUAACAUCUUUUAGCCAUUACAACAGUUUUCUAUGUCUGCAUGAAAAUGUGUGUGAAUAGGUUAGUUGUUGCUACAAACCACAAUCAGUGAUUGUGUUGAAGUUAUAUUUCUUCUCUUCUAAUGAAUAAUGCUUGAAAGAUGUGAUUAUUGUGAUGAGUGCCAUGUCAAAUUAUAAGUAAUUAUAAGUUCAGAAGGUGGAAACGCUUUUCUGAAGUUUCAGUGAUGUGGGCGAUUAUGCAUAUAAAGUGGUUCUCUGAUAUUAGUGUUUUAAAAUUGUGUAUUAUUUUGGUAUUUUAACAUAUUUUAAAAUGUUCAAAUACUUGACUGGACUGUGAUUUAUAGGUAAAGGUGUCUGUGUGCAUAAUAAAUUGAACACUAUGCUGUGAAUGCAUAUGGAGGAGUGGAGGUAUACCUAGAGUUUGGCACUGUAUGGAGAAAUAUGCAGCAGCUGAAGGCCUCUUUCUGUGAGGAUGUUGACCAAGGUAUGUCACUGAAAUGUGUCUUGAGAACACUUGAAACACAACCAAGGCUUGCCAUUCGGGACAAGAACAUACCAAUAUGUGCAAAACAGAGUUACGCAUCAAUAGCGUGUGGAAAGGAGAAUCAACUCGCUGAACAUGUGUCACAGUCCAGAAGGUUAUUAGUGAGGAAUUUUGAGAAGACUAAGUAUCCAGAGUUUGGCGAGUGGAUUCACCACAGCAAGACUCAUUAAGCAACAUACAGUCAUAUCAACUGAUCAUAUGACCCCAGAAAUUAAGCUUCACUUGAUUACUCCACUAUGUGAGCUUUGGACAGGAAAUGCAGAUAACAUCCCUUUCCAAGAUCCUUUCUGGGCUUUCUAUUGGCCAGGGGGACAAGCUGUUGCCAGGUAUAUACUGGACAACCCACAGCUUAUGCAGGGUCGACGAGUGCUGGAUGUAGGAAGUGGAAGUGGAGCAUGUGCAAUUGCGGCAAUGAAAAGUGGUGCUCUAAAUGUGACAGCAAAUGAUAUUGAUCCAGUUGCUGCCACUGCAAUUAAGAUGAAUGCUGCUUUGAAUGCUGUGAACAUUGAUGUGUGUAAGAAGAAUCUGGUGGGGGAGAGCUGUGAUAAAUGGAACUGCAUUCUGCUAGGAGAUAUGGUCUAUGAUGCUGAAUUCACAGCACAGUUGUUAAAGUGGCUGAGGGCCUUCAGAUGUCAAAGAAGACUUAUCCUGCUUGGAGAUCCAGGGAGACAGGCACUUCGAGACAUUGAAGACAACUGUCUCACCAAAGUAGCCACAUACUGUCUGCCAAAAAGUGCAUGCCUAGAGAACAGAGGCUUCACACAAGCAUGUGUUUGGAGGUUUAUGUAGGGUUGUAUGACAACAUGUCCAACCAUCAGACCAUUCAGCUUUUAGUUUUUAUUUGGGGUUAUUUCUGUAGUUUUGAAACCAAAAGAUUUUUGUGGGUAAAAGUAUUUGGGAAAUCCUGUAUAUACACUUCAAUCUGUGAAGGCAGGCCAGUUAUGAAGUACAAACAGCAGGUAUAAAAAACUGAACAGGUAAAUAUUUACUGUUGUUUAACAUGCUCACUGUGCCAGGAACUGGUAUGACACAGCCUAGUCAUCUUAUGAACAGUGUCCACUAGAUGAAAAAGAAGUAUUAUGAUUGGUAUUCUUCCAAAUAUGUUUUAUUGAUUUUUGCAUAUCUCAUUUGGCUCAUCACUAAAUUUAUUUCAGAUACGUAUCUCUCACUGUGGAUAGACAUGUGUUCUUCCAAAGCUAAUCACAUUAGAGAUACGGGAGCCAGGACAGCUAUUUUUCUUUUAUUGCUAGUGCGGUGAGACUAAGUCCCUCGCACUGCAGCCACUUCUGGCCUAUUGUA
Molecule: messenger RNA, 3012 nt
Organism: Cryptotermes secundus
Lineage: Eukaryota; Metazoa; Arthropoda; Insecta; Blattodea; Kalotermitidae
Product: electron transfer flavoprotein beta subunit lysine methyltransferase
Exons: 5
Coding region: 1912-2502 (196 amino acids)
Biological process (GO): regulation of cyclin-dependent protein serine/threonine kinase activity; peptidyl-lysine trimethylation; mitotic cell cycle phase transition
Cellular component (GO): nucleus; cyclin-dependent protein kinase holoenzyme complex; mitochondrial matrix
Molecular function (GO): cyclin-dependent protein serine/threonine kinase regulator activity; protein-lysine N-methyltransferase activity
Source: RefSeq, a predicted model, not a curated record